AUGCUGUUGAGGGACAUUCAAGAAACAAGGAUCUAUUGGUUACAAAUAGGGGGAUUUUGUAACAUUGUUCCAUGCUUAGGAUGUGACUCAAGUCUAUCUAAAGCUUCAUUAGAGUUGAUACUUGAGUUAGUUCUUGAGGAGUCCAGCCAAAAUAUGGAUCAUGCAAGGGAACUUUCUCAACAAUGUAAUCCAGUUUCCUUUCUUGUUAUCAUCUUAAAGGGUUCAGACGUGGCGUUAACAGAAAAAGCAGAAGACAUCUUGCAAAAACUUGUAGAUAUUGAUGACAAAAAUGCUAUUUUGGCUGCAAAAAAGGAAUGGUAUAGACCUCUUGUUGGUAGGAUCGUUCAAGGUCCAAAAGAAACAAAAAUGGCAAUGCUAAGAGGGAUUGUUGAUUUGGAGCUUGAAGAACAUAACACAAAGCUCCUAUGUUCGCUAGGUUUAAUUCCACCUUUGCUCGAAAUGGCAUCUGCUGAUCUGGAAUCAAAAGAAGUAUCGUUAUCAAUGCUUGUAAAGCUUUUAACAAAUUCAGACAACAAAACCCUUUUCACAGCUUCUGAUGGAGUCCCUCUAGUGCUCAACCUAAUGCGCUCUUUACCUUUACCAUUUCUCAUCCUCUCCAAAUGCUCUCAAAUCCUCGAAAAACUCACCUCUAAUGGCGAUGGAAUCAAGUUUCUUGUGGACAUUAAUGGCGUCAAGCUUAAUUUAGAGUCAUUAGUCGAGAAUUUAUUAGCUUUUUUACAAAAUUCGAGAUUACCUUACACUGUAUUGAGGCCGGUGUUGCGUGUUCUUUUUAAAAUAUGUGAAUCGGACGUCGGACUGGUGAAAACCGCCGUGGUCACCGCUAGCGGUGUUUCUCUUGUUCUAACGCUUCUGGAUCACUCCGAUAGCGAAACACGCGAAGCCGCCAUCAACCUCUUGUUUUUAUUCUCGAAUCAUGAACCGCAGGGAGUGGCGGAGUUCCUUUUAAAGCCGAGAAGACUCGAGGCUUUCAUCGGUCUUCUUGAAAACUCCGGGAAAAGCGACGUACAAAAGGCUGCGGUUGGUUUGCUAGCGAACGUUCCGAAAUCGGAAGUUGAAUUGACAAAAAAACUAAUUGAGUUGGAAGGACUUAAAGCGAUUAUAGACAUACUGGAAUCGGGAAGCACAGAGGCGAAAGAGAACGCUUUGAGUGCGCUUUUCCGGUUUACAGAUCCGACGAAUAUCGAGUCUCAGAAAAUAGUCGUCGAGCUCGGGACCUACGGUUUACUUGUGGAUUUUCUUAAAAAAGGUUCGGUGACAGCAAAAGCACGCGCCGCUGCUCUAAUCGGUGAUCUCUCGAUGCGAAGCUCCGAACUCACCGUGACCUCAAAGUCAAACCGGUGGUGCUCGUGUUUCGGCCGCACCGGUGCCGCCAUGUGCGCCGCCCAUGGCGGGAUCUGCAGCGUGAAGGGUACGUUUUGUGUUUUGGAGGCGGGGGCGUUACCGGAGCUGGUGAAGCUGUUGCAUUCUGAGGUCCAUGCCACAACGUAUGAAGCAAUUCAGACGCUUUCGACUUUGGUACAGAAGGAGUCGCCUCGGAGAGGUGCUCAUGUUUUGCAUGAUUGUGGGGCGGUGGUUCCGAUUUUGGAGGUUUUAAAUUGGGGGUCGGAGUCGUUGAAGGUGGAGGCUUUGGAGGUGUUGGAGAAACUGUUUAUGUUGACGGAAAUGGUUGAUUGGUAUGGUGCGGGCGCGAGAAUACCUCUUGUCCGGUUGACCGGAGGUAGUAUUCAUGAAGACGGUCAUCUUCAUCGGAAAGCUGCUAAAGUUUUGUUGCUCAUUGAGCGUCAUUUGCGUCGCUCGUCGACUUCACUUGUUGCCGGAUUCAACGGGUAAAGAGGGUG
Molecule: messenger RNA, 1859 nt
Organism: Lactuca virosa
Lineage: Eukaryota; Viridiplantae; Streptophyta; Magnoliopsida; Asterales; Asteraceae
Source: the annotation of a GenBank genome assembly